UAAAAGAAGCGAGGCGGACAAAGCCAAGCGCUAUGAAUGAAACAAACGAACGAAUGACAACACUUGCUUUAGUACUCAAAACGAGAGAGCGUUGGUUGCUUGGAAUAGAGUCAUUGGCGUGGCUUGUAGUAAUAUUGGCUGCCUUUUUGGGAAAUGUCAUGUUGACGCUGGCAGUCUUCAAAUCAAGUAGAAUACGAUCUCCACAAAAUUACUACUUGUUGUCGCUGGCGGCUACAGAUGUCUUUAAUGCUACUGCUAUUAUGCCCUACACGCUUACCGUUCUCAUCAAAGGAACAUGGCCUUUUGGAAACUUUAUUUGCCAGCUGCAAGGAAGUCUGACUUCAAUUUGCGCCACUGUCUCAUUGCUUACAAUGGCACUAAUUUCAUUUAACCGUUAUGUGAAGAUAGUCAGGUCUGUUCAGCUUUACCAGAAAAUAUUCACCAGACGAAAUAUCUUGAUAUCCAUCACCAUGUCAUGGUCGACAACUGCGUUUUUAACACUUUUUCCAUUUUUAUUCUACAAAACUAUGUUCCAUUUUCACCCUGGAAAGUGCUUAUGUUGGUUGCAGCUAAGUCCAGUAGAUGGAGCUUCUUGGUAUGGUCUGGUCAGUUACUCGUCAAUAGUUUGUUUAAUAUUUUCUUCAAUCUUCUUUAGCUACUACAAAGUAUUUCGCAAAAUCCGCGCACAUUACGCUCAAGUUGCAAGCUCUGGGAUUCGCAAUGAGAACUCUGCGGCCUUCGCUGAGGAAGUGAAAAUAACAGCUAUGUUAUUUGUGACUGUAUUAACGUUUUUCAUCUGUUGGGUCCCUUCUUUUAUUAUCGACUUCUACGAGGCCAUUGCAGGAUACUACACCCUUCCAAGACAGCUGUAUUUGUUCAAUAUAUUCACUUAUACAUCUAGCAGUGCUAUCAAUCCUUUUAUUUAUGGUUUUAUGAAUAGGGAUUUUCGUGGGGCCUACAUGAGAAUAUUGUGUUGUAAAGAAAGUUAGCCUUGUAUGACUUCAGUAUCGCCCCAACAUCUCUAGGCCAUCUUAUGAAUUUGUUUCACUUUUCACUGCUUCAGUCCCUCUCGUCAAAAUGAGUCGGUGGGUCGAGCAAAGAGAGGAGAGAAGAAAAAAAGGAUUUCACUGGAAAAGCCUAGAUAUCGAUGUGUGUUUCGCUUGCCAAUUGUUUACUUAAACCUAAACCUUUUAAUACGACAGUGCAAGUUAGAUAAUGGAUCGAGACGAUUUUCAAUAAGGUCUUUAUCACCUGCUCUUGAUAUAUUGUCAGAAUAUUAAUUUUGCCGAUUAUUGACAUGCUUCUGUUCAGGCAAUGUGCCCGGAAGUUUUUUGUUUAAUUUGUUUUUGUAUAAAUCAGUCGGUUGGAAACGAAAAUUGUCUGGAGAUGUAUAAUCUGUAAAGUUUGGUUCAAGCGGUCAUCUGGAGUCGUGCCUCGAAAAUAUUGAGUAGAUCUCUACGUUGCAUGGUUUUCAUAAGUCUUGAAUUUGGUCAAUGGCAACAAUAACAUAAAAAAAAAAAGGAAAAAAAAGAUCAUUCUUAACUUAACUUAAAAAAUAUAUAUUGCAAUCGUAUUAAGCAGAAAUAAUUCAGUGAAGUGAUGUAUUGAUAUGAAUUGCGCGUUAAUUGCGGUGGAUAAUUAGAAUGUGAACGUCCAGCGUAAUAAUAACAUUACCAUAAUACCUUAUUUGCAGCUUUAAUUGAUAAUUUUGACAGAACAUGAACCAGAGCGUUCUCACAAUAAACGUAGAAUUCCA
Pocillopora damicornis (cauliflower coral) is the source of this 1756-nucleotide messenger RNA. Its product is annotated as beta-2 adrenergic receptor. Gene Ontology annotation, molecular function: neuropeptide Y receptor activity. The record is from RefSeq and is a predicted model, not a curated record. Gene Ontology annotation, cellular component: membrane. Gene Ontology annotation, biological process: G protein-coupled receptor signaling pathway. NCBI's taxonomy places the organism in Eukaryota, Metazoa, Cnidaria, Anthozoa, Scleractinia, Pocilloporidae.